AUGGGGCUCAGGGUCCUUGGGCUGCUGCUGUCUGUUCUACUGGGUUGGGCCAGCAGCCACCCCAUCCCCGGGAGGAAGAGCUUCAACAAGCUGUUGCUGAUCUCGUUUGAUGGCUUCCGCUGGGACUACGACCAGGAUGUGGAUACCCCUAACAUGGACCGCCUGGCCCAGGAAGGCGUGAAGGCCAAGUACCUCACCCCACCCUUCGUGACAAUGACCUCCCCAUCCCACUUCACCACAAUCUCAGGUCGCUGGAUUGAGGAUCAUGGAGUCAUUCACAACAUGAUGUUUAACACUGAAACAGGCUGGAAGUACUCCUUCAAGACCACACAGAACAAGACUGAGUGGUGGGACAAUGGCGUUCUCCCCCUCUGGAUCACAGCCCAGAGACAGGGGAGGAAGACGGCGUCAUUCCACUAUCCUGGGGGAGGUGCUAAAUACAAAGGGGAAGCUGUCGAGAGAUCCCUGGUGGAGUCUUACACUCACCCAGACAGCAAUGAGACAGAGUGGAGGGAAAACAUUGAUAUUGUAAUGAACUGGUUCACUAAGGAAGACUUUGACUUUGUGACCCUGUACUAUGGAGAGCCAGAUAAUGUGGGACACCGAUAUGGACCUGAGACGGAAAACCGAAGGGUAAUUAUUAAGCAAAUCGACAGAACCAUCGGGUACCUGCUGGAAGCCAUUAAGAGGCACGGCUUGACUGACCACCUCAAUGUCAUCAUCACAUCAGACCAUGGCAUGACCACAGUAAAAAAGAAGCCCAAUGUCACUGAGAUCCUCUUAACCAAUUACAUCAAGUACAAGGACCUGGUCAAGUUUGAUAUCGUGGACUAUGGAGGAUUUGGGAUGCUCUUGCCCAAACCAGGAAAAGAGGAAGCCCUUUACCAAGCACUGAAGAAUGCACACCCACACCUCCAUGUUUAUAAGAAGGAGGAAUUUCCAGAACGCUUCCAUUUUGCUAAGCACGAGCGGGUCCUGCCAAUUGUAGUGUAUGCUGACUCUGGUUAUAACAUUAAUGGGCGACUUAUAAUAUAUUUCAACAAAGGCGAUCAUGGAUUUGAUAAUGUCCUCAUGGACAUGAAGACCAUAUUCAGAGCUUUCGGGCCAAAUUUCAAGAAGAAUCAUCUGGCUGAGCCUUUUGACAGCAUACAUAUCUACCCGCUCAUGUGUAAGCUCCUGGGUGUUACCCCCGAACCCCACAACGGCUCCCUGUCGGUCACCCAGGGAAUGCUUGUGGACUCUUACGACCAGCAGCCAGGAGGAGAGACGCAGAGGGCAUAUGAUCUCCAACCCACAGCGAUAGGUCUCGGGGUUGUCACAGGAGUUCUCGCAGUUCUGUUUGUCACUAGCGUGAUAUACACAGCCAUUCAACGGAAAAAGAAGCAGAGAGCUGAUCAAAACAACAGAAAUGAACCAAUACACCUGACCCAGGUCCAGAAGACAGCCUUUUAG
Messenger RNA from Pteronotus mesoamericanus, 1452 nucleotides. Its product is annotated as ectonucleotide pyrophosphatase/phosphodiesterase family member 7-like. The transcript is spliced from 6 exons. The coding region runs from base 1 to 1452 and encodes 483 amino acids. The record is from RefSeq and is a predicted model, not a curated record. Lineage: Eukaryota; Metazoa; Chordata; Mammalia; Chiroptera; Mormoopidae.